CUGGAGGAUUGGAGCCAGGACUGAUCUGAUCUGAUCUGGUCUGGUCUGGGGGAGGGGGCUUUAACCUGGUCUCUGUCUGGGUGAAGCUUUCCCUGAGAGGGUAACCAUUUGUCGGGAUAGUUUUGCUUUGCAGAGAGAAUAACCCAUCAACACCUCGUGGAGCUGAGUUAGUGAGAUUACAGGGAGGAUGGUAUGGAUUUGGGAAGUGACUCUUGUAGCCGGGCAAGUUCAGAAUCAAAUUCCAACAAAGUGACGCCAUGUUCCGAGUACAAAUCCUCUCCAAGUCUGGACCUGUCUACACUGGGGGACUAUGAGGAAGACGAGGAUUAUCAGGAGUAUAAAAAGAAGGUGAUCGAAGAAUGGGAGAGCGAGUAUGGCGACUACUCUGAGAACAAUGGCUAUGUCAAAACUAUGAACAGUCGGAGUCUAGCCGAGGAGAUUCAAGAGGUUAAAAUUAUCCCCACGGCGCCUCCUGACACUGUGACUGAAGAACUUAAGCAGAAUGGCAAUGUAGUGCCAAGUAGAGGAAGCAUAAAGGGAAAUAAGACCCUUCCAAAGCCACAGAAGGCACUGCAAAUAACUGGUGGAGGUGGUGGUGUUGGUGUUGGUGGUGGUGGUGGUGGUGGUGUGGCCAAAAUCCCAUUGGAGAGUUUGGGAACGUUUGUACCAGAGGAACCUCAGCUGCCCACCAUGGACUGGGCAGCUCUGGAGAAGCAUCUCGCAGGUUUACAGUUUCAGGAGCAACAAGCACAAAACCAAAACCAGAGCCAAGCAAAAAACAACUUCACAUCAGCUCAAAAGAAUGAAAGGGAAUCAAUCCGACAGAAGUUGGCACUGGGCAGCUUCUUCGAUGAUGGCCCAGGAAUUUACACCAGCUGCAGCAAAAGUGGCAAGCCUAGCCUCUCUUCACGCCUUCAGAGUGGAAUGAAUCUGCAGAUCUGUUUUGUUAAUGAUAGCGGAAGCGACAAAGACAGUGAUGCAGAUGAUAGCAAGACUGAGACUAGUUUGGACACUCCUUUGUCUCCAAUGAGCAAGCAAAGUUCGUCAUACUCCGACAGAGACACCACUGAGGAGGAAUCUGAAUCACUGGAUGACAUGGAUUUCCUUACGAGGCAGAAGAAGUUGCAGGCUGAAGCGAAGAUGGCCCUUGCUAUGGCAAAACCAAUGGCUAAAAUGCAGGUUGAAGUAGAGAAACAGAACAGGAAGAAAUCACCUGUGGCCGACCUAUUGCCUCACAUGCCUCACAUCAGUGAGAACUUAAUGAAGCGGAGUCUGAAACCCACUGACCUGCGAGAUAUGACUAUCGGGCAGCUGCAAGUCAUAGUCAAUGAUUUACACUCCCAGAUUGAGAGUUUAAAUGAAGAGUUGGUCCAACUUCUACUCAUUAGAGAUGAACUACACAUGGAGCAGGAUGCCAUGCUGGUAGACAUAGAAGAUCUUACCAGGCAUGCCGAAAGUCAGCAGAGACACAUGGCAGAGAAAACAGCAGCCAAGUGAGACCGGGAUGAGCAUCCAACAAGCAAUGAGACUGAAGAGGGGGGAAAAGCUAGAUUUUACUUUGCUUCUGUGGUUGUAAAAUGCUGAUACUCAAGAUGGUGCAGUUCAAGAAAAUCAGUGUUAGUCAUUGGUGCUGUUUGAAGCUUUAUGUCCAGUGAUUGGCCCUACGCUUCUUUGAUUUUUUUUUUAAUCGGAUUACAUUUGUCACUGAAUUGUAUCGGGCAUUUCAGUAAAAUGUUGGUAACUGAUAUGCAAUUCUAGUAAUACUGAAACGUUGCAGGAUUGGAGGUACACAAAGUAGUUGAGCUAACUUCUAACUUUGGAUUUUAGUUUUACAGUAUUUUAUCAUGGGCCUCCUUUUUUUUUUAAUUCACCACAGACGGUAGUUUUAAACCAAUAAACUUUAUUUAAAGGUGCUAUUAAAGUCAAAGAGUAUAUGCCUGCCUUGUAGUGAAGUUGUAGCUAUUGGUAAUUAGGUCACUUGAAUCGGUUUUCAACAUUUUGUAAAUGUUGAUUAUCUGACGCAACCAUUUUAAAGUGUGUUAAUAUAAUUUCGUUCAAUUGGAUUCAGAAAUGUUAUCUGGAAAUUUUAUGUACAAAUAUGUAAAAUAAAAUAAUUAAAUUUGUUUCCUAUGA
Callorhinchus milii (elephant shark) is the source of this 2133-nucleotide messenger RNA. RefSeq names its product schwannomin interacting protein 1 (gene schip1). Gene Ontology annotation, biological process: positive regulation of hippo signaling. Gene Ontology annotation, cellular component: cell junction; plasma membrane. Bases 193 to 1497 code for a protein of 434 amino acids. Lineage: Eukaryota; Metazoa; Chordata; Chondrichthyes; Chimaeriformes; Callorhinchidae. The record is from RefSeq and is a predicted model, not a curated record. The transcript has 8 exons.